This is a messenger RNA of Haliotis rubra (blacklip abalone), 6133 nucleotides long. RefSeq lists its product as uncharacterized. The record is from RefSeq and is a predicted model, not a curated record. Gene Ontology annotation, biological process: signal transduction. NCBI's taxonomy places the organism in Eukaryota, Metazoa, Mollusca, Gastropoda, Lepetellida, Haliotidae. Gene Ontology annotation, molecular function: protein binding.
UCAGAGCUUCAAGUCAUGGCGGUUGUUAUUGUUGUUGUUACGCGAAUGGCAUUCGCCUGACAACUAUUUCCAGUAAUACAUGCCGAAUACGGCACUUCUUCCUGACACGCGAGUCCAGUAUAUUAUGAGACAUUGACAUGUGAAUGAAGAAUACGACAUAUAUUGUGUCUCAUACACACGAGAUAAAUGGCAUGUUUGUUUACGCAUGAAACAACAUCUGCGUUUCAUUGGUGCCUUGACUUGUUGCUGCCCAAUAGAAGGCAGUUGUGUUCCGUAUUUAGCCUCGCGUAAAUGGUGGCGGUGUGAAUACAAGGAAGAGUUUCAAGAUGGCGAGUGCUCUGUGUUGCUGUGGGGGCGAUCGAGACCGAUUUGACGAUCAUAAAUACGUUUCCCUGGAAUUCCUGUUAGAAAGAUACGACAUGUUGACUAUUAGCCACGAUGAACGGCGAGAGUUAAACAGCGAGAUGGAACGACACUCGAGAAGGUAUGAGGCUGAGGCCGAAGAGGAUGAUGUGCUCGCGGCGUUCAGGAUGCUGCGGAAGUGGGUAUGUCGACCAGACUUCCCUAGACAGUACACAGCAGCGCACUUCGCCGUGGAGAAUGUCCUGGAAAAACUAAUGACCUUGUCCAAACAUUUGAUCGAAUCCGAGAAGAUAACUUCCUUGUCCCGCAUCCACGACUUCUGCUUCGACUUCGUCCACGACCUGAUCCAGCAGGGGCCGGGGACGACGCACAUGCGUCUGUGGGAGAAGAUGCUUUGUGACAAACAAUUCGGUUUCGAGAUGUACUUCCACAGGCUCACCGGACACGAGCUGAAGAAACACAUUCGGUUCUUGAAGAGGGAAUACAGAAGUAAGGAACCGGAAACAGAUGGGACAACCUUUAAAUCCACUUUCGAGGCUUGCAUGAAACGACUCCUUGAACGCCAGAAUCAGAGCAGGAAGGCUUUCAAGGAGGCCCAGACUGUAUUCAUAGAACUGUACAUUCACGCUCAUCUCGGCUUCAUUUCCCGGGAGAAGGACGUCAGGGACAUCCAUGAUCAGCUGGCGUCGCUCAUCCGCAACAACUACGACUACAGGAACGUUUUUGUGGGUUUGAAACACGCCGGACAGCUGAAACACUUCUUGAAACAGAUUGAAGGCAUCAUUUGUGAAACAAAUCUUACCGGCGAAGACUGUGAGGCCGUCGUGAAGAUGCUGUGCGAGGAUGUAGACAAGUUGCUGGCAGUUAUAAAGCAUGGCAAAUUAUACCUCAGUGUGUACUCGGAGCUCCUUGAUUUCGUGGCUGUGAUCUGUGAGACGAAGGCAGGAAGUCCAAUCCACCCGAUCCUCGAGGCAGUGGGGAAAUUCUACAGCAGAUUGUACAACAUUGUCUUAUGGGACCAAUCUGAGGUGUUCACUGUGGUUGCGACGAAGCUGAUGGACUUUCUGACGAACCUGGAUGACCACACCCUGAUGAGGACCAAUUAUGUGAACAAUGUCAUCAGUUCGGUUCUCAGCAGGGCCAUGGGCGAGACACUGACUCCUGCACAAUGCCGGUUAACCAUAGACCUGAUCAAGGCAUGUUUACGAAUAUACCAACCAAGAACAGUCGAGGCCGCUAAAACAAUGAUGAUGGAAUCACAAAAGAAAAUGUGCUGGAAGGAUCACUUGAAUGAUGCUUGUGAGCUGUUUGACCUUAUGACACAAGUCCAACUGAUUGGGGAUGAUAAACAGAAAACGGACUAUUCGAAACACUUCAUCGAACUCGCUGACCACUUUGGGUAUUUGAUGGAACGGGAAGAACUUCUGCCUCCAAUGAUACCAAAAAUGGUGGACUGUUCAUUGACACUUCUUGAGAAGAGGGAGCCAAAAUUAUUCAAAGCAGCCAGGGAAGUGUCACAUCGAAUCGCAUUUAAAGGGCGGUUUCACAAAGGCGUCAUCAUGUCCACCAUGGCUCGCUUACUGCCGCUGGUCGAAGACCCCAAGUUCGACUGGACAAACAAACAUAGCUCCGAAACUGUGGAACAUCUAGUUGGGAUUGGAAUGCGAACAUUAACAUCCAAGACGCCUAGCGAGAAAGACUUCAAUGUCCUGACAAAGUUUUUCCAAGCAGUGGUGAAAGAUGGUCUCGAGGACGCACAGCCUCCAAAGAAAGAUUCAGUGCGCUAUCAGAUUUUCUACGACGAGGGAUCCACGUUCACCGGGCUUCUGGACGACCCUGGGAAGAUACAGAGAGCCAUGCCUUUUGUCAGACAAGUGGUCAGUCUCAUGUUUCACCGGAACAAAUACGUCGCGGGAAAUGCGCAAUAUCGGGUCCAGACUCUAGUGGGCCAUGGGGCAAAGGUCAUGGCAGAAUUCUUCCCACAAAUCCUGACUGCCUGUAUUAACUCGGACGACUUUUCCCUAAUCAAUUCCCUAAGCCAGCUCUAUACCCACAAUCCCACCCUUGGAGAGGAGAAGUUUAAAGACGUGUUCGCACUGAUUGACUCCAUCAGGCGACACGAGGUCUUACUGUGGCUGCACAAGAUCGCCGAGAAACAGUCAUAUCUCUUCAAGGAGGAGCACCUUACAAGACUGGUUGAUGAGCUGUUACAAGCCGACGACAGCAAUCAGAAUAUGUAUCUGCAUAUCAUGGGUCCUCUGGCCUCGGAGAUGCCCCACAAAUUCACUCCCCAUUUAAAGGUCCUGAUGGACGUGGAACUUAACAGAGAGUAUGGCGCCGAUUACUCACGCCUCACGGUACUAACGAAUGUGGCCAAGAGCAGCAAGGAUGAGGGCCUGUGUGAGACAGUGAUGGCAUUUCUGGAGAAGGAGAUACGGGGCCCGGAAGUACAAGGCUUCACGGUUUCUUAUCUUAAUGCGAUGCAGAAUGUAGGCCUUGUACAUCGACAUAUCCUGGAGAGCCGCAAGCCUGCCUUAGAAGACCUGAGGGAUAGAUCUACCGUUGCCACGACAAAGGGUCACAUUACCUACAUAAUUGAUGUCCUAGAGGGUAACGUUGUCAGUCUGGUCGAGGAGAUCAAGGAGGUGAGGGACGAUGUGGACAAACUGGACGUACGCGUGACGAAGACUGAAGAAGGUCUUGUUCAGGUCAACGAAGAACUGGGGCAACAGAGGGAGGAACUGAACGAGGUCAAACAUGACGUGAAAGAGCAGGUAGAGAAGAUUGACCAGCUAGAGGAGACGGUGGAUGACACAAAGGCUCAAGUGGAGGAACUCGACGGAAAGACCCUAAGUCAUGCUCCCUUCUGGUCCAGAGACGUUGCCAGGCUACUCAAUACUGACAGCUUCCUGGAUUGGACACACCUGUCAAGUCAACUUGGCUACACAAGGGAUGACAUCCGGAGCUGGGCUCAGAUGCACGACCCAUGUAUGGCCAUGCUGAAUGAAUGGUACGCCACUCGGAAGACGAGGGAAGCCACAUAUGCUGUGCUGACAGCACUGCAAGAGAUGGACAGAUUGGACGCUGCUGUCAUUGUGGAGAAUGCAAUGAAGAUGACAGAAACUGUAGUGGAGGACGAAGAGUUCGAGUACCCGGAGCCUCCAGAGGUGUUCAUCAGCUACCAGUGGGGAAUCCAGAACGAGGUGAAGCUUCUGAAGCAGCACCUGGAGAAGGCGGGCUUCACGUGCUGGAUGGACAUUGGUCAGAUGGGAGGUGGGGACAAGCUAUUCGAGAAAAUCGACAAGGGAAUCAGGGCAGCGAAGAUCGUCAUCUGUUGUGUUACUGAAAAAUAUACACAGUCUCCCAAUGGCAUUAGAGAGGUGAACCUCUCCGUAAGCCUGGGUAAGCCAAUCAUUCCUCUGUUGAUGGAGAAACUGUCAUGGCCUCCACCAGGCUCAAUGGGGCCAAUCUUCAGUGAAUAUCUGUUCAUCCGAUUCUUCACCCGUCCUGGGGAGGAGACUGGUGGUCAGGUUUGGUCGGCAGCCAAGUUCCAGGAACUCCUGAUGCAGGUCAACUACAACAACGUCAAGCCGGAUGAGCAGAAGGUGGAAAAGGAAUACAAGAACUGGUGGUGCCCUGUUGCUGAAGUCAUCACGAUAGAGAAGAAGGACGUGAAGACGAUGACGGCUGCCAGUCAACAAAAACAGGAGGAGGUGGAGCGUGGAUCAGCGUCUCCUGAUGUGUUCAUCUCCUACCAGUGGGGAAAACAGAAGCAGGUUCAGCUCAUGUACAAGCGCCUGACUGAGAUGGGCUUCACCAUCUGGAUGGACAUCUACCAAAUGGGAGGUGGGGACUCCCUCUUUGACAAAAUUGACAAGGGUGUGCGAGGGGCUAAGGUCGUUCUCUCAUGUGUCACCUCGAAGUAUUCUCUGUCGGCCAACUGCCGGAGGGAAGUCAGUCUUGCUGAUGCUCUCAAGAAACCAAUAGUUCCUCUGUUGCUGGAGAAGACGACAUGGCCGCCAUUUGGUCCGAUGAGCAUGGUCUUUAGUCAGCUGUUGUAUAUCAACUUUACGAAAGAUAAAUCUGUUCAGGACAGUUGGACUGGAAAGAAGUUUGAUGAGUUAUUGAUUAAGUUAAAUCAGUACUUGCCGGGUAUUAUAGAUUUCGAUAAGGAGGAAAAAGAGAAUGAAGUCAGUGUUUCUGUAAAUCCAGAGGAAACUCCAGAAAUAGGAGAUACUACUCGACCACCCAGCAAUACCUCGACCUCGACUGAACAGAUGCCAGAUGUCAGUGACUGAACCUCCUCAAGAACAACCAUCAACAUCAUCAAAAUCUGCAGAAUCCCAAGCACACAGCCCUCAUGAUGGCAUUAGCUCAGCGAGACAGUAGCCCAAUCGGUCGCCGUCAUAUGUUGUUUUGUACUGUACUAUUAAGUUGUGCGAUCCAGACCUGUGAUAUGUUCAUUUUCAUCAUAUGUCAAUCCAUUGUUUGUUGUCUUCAUUCAAUGGCGAGUCAGGGAGCAAGACUUCGUCAUAAAAUCCUCAUCGACUCUCUUCUGUCUUCAUUCCAGGUAUGACCAGGCAAUUAGUUUCCCAAGACAUAAUGGUGAAGAUGUGUUGUAUAGCGUAUGAGGUCAUCCUACCGAUGCUGUUUCAUUCAUCCUCGUGGUAUGGUCAGUCCAAUGGCAUACUUGUGGUUGGGUGGUCCAGGUGUUCACUCGUACCAAAAUAACACGGUUCUAUUCCUGAUAUAAAUACAUCCAAUGGGCUUUCGUUACAUUACUGGGAUACGUUACUGAUAUUGCAAAGCACGUGAUAGAGUUAACAUAUUUUGCCCUUUAAAACUGAAGAUUUUGUAAAUGUUAAGGUUUCAAUAAAUUGUUAUUCGGAAGCAGGUAGUGUACAGGUAUAUCAGGGUAAAUGACAAUCAACACAUUAUUUAUUCAUGUGUCUGUGUUGCUGAAAUACUGUAGUAACCGUGUAUCAUGAAACAUUUCCUGUUCCCUAACUAGGGGUCGCUGUGUAAGAUCAUUGUAAGCUCAUCUGUGAUAUUAUUUAAACUGAUGAUUACAUCGGUUUGGUUAUUUUUAAUAUGUUAUUGUUGGUUUCUUUGUUAAUAUGUUUUCUCCACCCUGUUUUCUCCACCUGUUUUCUCCACCCUGUUUUCAAUUCAUGCAGAAUUUGGUAAACCACACAAGUGACUAUCCAAACUUUUAUACAAGUAGUACGCGUGUUUGUUUGAUCUGAGCAGGUGUCAACUGCAUUCAUAUUGAAUAAACUCUCCGCUCCCACGUGCAAAAUGAUAGUCUUAGGAAAAAUAGUCUGUAGCUUUCUAAAGGAACAAGCUAUAUAUUUGUUGUCUGUACACUGCGACAACUAAAUUUUCUUAUCGCCAGAGGCGACUGCUGUGAUCUUGUGUGAUGCUAAAACACACUACCUCUAUCUCUGCCACUGCUGGAACAAGUCCAUGAAGAUCCGGGUUAGAACUGAUCUUCAGCAACCCAUGGGGCAACUAUGGGUGGUCAGACCCGCUGACACGUGUCAUCGUAUCCUAGUUUUAGACGAGACAGUCCUUGUCGAGACGUUAAACCUCUAACAAACUGCUAAAUACUCGCGUGUUGCAUAAUAUAUCAGUGAUUCAUGAUGACCGCAUGUAUGAAUGAGACUAUGACGUUUUUUAAGGUUUUGUUUAUAAAAUGGAUACUACACCCAUGUUACUACGGUAGCUAUUUUUAUACGAUACUAGCAAGAAAUAAAGGCAUUCAGUCUAA